Molecule: messenger RNA, 2085 nt
Organism: Chelmon rostratus (copperband butterflyfish)
Lineage: Eukaryota; Metazoa; Chordata; Actinopteri; Chaetodontiformes; Chaetodontidae
Product: ectonucleotide pyrophosphatase/phosphodiesterase family member 7-like
Exons: 9
Coding region: 1-2085 (694 amino acids)
Source: RefSeq, a predicted model, not a curated record
AUGCCAGGCCCCAUGCGGGCGCUCAGGCCGGCCGGAAAAGACAGAGCUCUUGGAAGACUCGGGCCCGGCCGGCGCCAACGCGGCGCUCAUGCCAGGCAGAGCAACUGUGGCCAGCGUCUGCUAGUGCAUCUCUCCCCUUUACCCGCCGGCACACGGCGGACCUCAGGGGAAAGGAUGCAACCAUCAGGGGAGCGCUCGUCCAUCCGGGCCGAGCCGGAGGACAGACCCCAUGUGGCGGCGAGUGGGAGGUUUGUGGCUGUUACUGGAAGCAGCAGCCUGCGAACCCCCCAGCACGCCAAGGCAGAGAUCCGCGGCGGCGGUGGCGAGCGCCACUCUGACGGGCCUCUGACGUCUCUAUCUGCGGCGCUCGGCGUGGAGCUGGCCCCGGCCACCUACAUUAACAUAAACAAGGCGUGCUGCUGGGGUCCGCCUUAUCAUCAGUUGGUGCCGUACGCUGACAGCGCCGGGCUUCAUUAUAUCCGUCCUGCCCAUCGGUGGUGCGAACACUGUGCUGUUCUACCGGCUUUCUCCGGCACGUCGCUGGCGGCUGCCAUGUUUAAUGACCCUCCUCCUCCUGUAUCCAGCACUCAGUGGGCACAGCUAAAUAAGCGUUUCAGCUGGAGGAGGGAGUCAGUUUGGAUCCGUAAAGUGUUCACCAUGCUGUGGACUGCGAGCCUCUGCCUCAUGUGGGCCGCCUCCGUCCUCGGAGCGCCGACGGUCAAACAGAAACAGAAGAUGCUGCUGGUCUCCUUCGACGGUUUCCGGUGGGAUUACGACCGCGACGUGGACACGCCGAACCUGGACGCGAUGGCCAAGGAUGGAGUCAAAGCUCUGUACGUCACACCUCCUUACCUCACCGUCACCAGUCCGACACACUUCACCCUCCUGACAGGCCGCUACAUCGAGAAUCACGGGGUGAUCCACAACAUGUUCUUCAACACAACCAACCAAAUGAAGCUGCCGUACUAUCCCACGCUGUUUGUGAAUAAAUGGUGGGACAACGGCAGCCUGCCGAUCUGGAUCACAGCGCAGAGACAGGGCCUAAAGGCCGGCUCUCUUCACUUCCCUGGCACAGCGUGUACUUACGAUGGAGAGGUUCCUUUAAUGGCGGAGCAGGAACCGGCGCUUUACGACUACAAGAACGAGACCGCUUGGAAAGAGAACACGGACAAAGUGAUGAGCUGGUUCAGAGAUCUGGAUCUGGACUUCAUAUCCCUGUAUUUCGGUGAGCCGGAUGCCACAGGCCACAAAUUUGGCCCCGACUCCCCAGAGCGUAAGGAAAUGGUCAGGCAGGUGGACCGACAGGUGGGCUACAUUCGACGCUCUGCGGAGCUGCACGGGCUGAAUGACAACCUGAACAUCAUCAUCACAGCUGACCACGGCAUGACCACAGUGUUCAGCAAGGACGUGGUGAAAGAGAUCACCCUGUCCAAGAUCCCGAAUUUCUCAUUCAGCGACGUAUCCUUCCACCUGCUGGACUACGGCCCUUCUGGGAUGCUGCUGCCAAAGCCGGGCAAGCUGGACAAGGUUUACAAUGCCUUGAAGGGGGCCCAUCCAAACCUCCACGUGUACAAGAAGGAGGAGAUGCCAGAGAACCUUCACUUCUCCAAAAACGAUCGUAUCCUCCCCAUCGUUUUAUGGACCGACCCUGGAUACCUAAUCAACGGGUAUUUCCAUGUUCAGUUCAACAAAGGUGAGCACGGCUACAGCAACCAAGAGAUGGACAUGAAGGCCUUCUUCAGGGCGGUGGGACCCGCAUUCCACAAGAACCUGGAGGUGGGGCCCUUUGAGACGGUGAACAUCUACCCCUUGAUGUGUCACAUCCUGGACAUCCAGCCGGAGGUCAACGACGGCAACUUGAGACUGGUCGAACACAUGCUGGUCACCAGGGACACAACUCGCAAGGAAAGUGUGAACACUGUGACACAGGCCUUCAUUGGAUUGGCUGCAGUGGUUGGAUUUCUCGGAGUAGCUUUUAUAGUGUUGGUAAUCCACAAAGCAGUUAAGAAAACACGCAAGAAUAAAAGAUCGGGAAGUUCAGAACAUCAUCGGGAAAACGAUCCGACGAAACAAACUUCGUUUUGA